AUGGUACCCCAAAACAGACGCAAGUACGCCUUCGUCACCAUCGGCGCCAGCGCCAGUUUCAAGCUACUCAUCGAGGAAGUGCUCUCGGAAGCCUUCAUCGCCAAGCUCAAGUCCCUCAGAUUCACUCAUCUCACUAUCCAAUGCGGGCCUGACUAUGACUACUUCCUGUCUGUCGAGCCCGAGUCCGAGUCUGACCCCGACGACCCCGACGAACUGCUGAUUACGGGCUUUCCUUACCAUGACGACAUUCGGAGAUACAUGGAGCUCACUUCUUCUAGCCACGUUAAUCCUACGCUUAAGCGAGAACGCGGAUUGAUUAUUACCCAUGCGGGCUCCGGAAGUAUCCUGGAAGCGCUCGAUUUCGACUCAGUGCUGAUCGCAGUGCCUAACCCCACGCUUAUGGACAACCAUCAAUUGGAGAUUGCCGAGGAGAUGGAUAGUCAGGGGCACCUGAUACAGGGCAAAAUCGGUUCGCUCGUUGAUAUCAUCAACGAAGACAUUUUCACGGCUCCCAAGAAGCAGUGGCCCCCGGACCCCGAUCCAGAGUCGGAGUGGCCCGGCGGUCUAUGGGACGUCAUUAGCGCUUUGAUGCCGGAGCGUUAG
This is a messenger RNA of Daldinia childiae, 603 nucleotides long. Its product is annotated as UDP-N-acetylglucosamine transferase subunit alg13. Gene Ontology annotation, biological process: dolichol-linked oligosaccharide biosynthetic process. The transcript is spliced from 3 exons. The record is from RefSeq and is a predicted model, not a curated record. Gene Ontology annotation, cellular component: extrinsic component of endoplasmic reticulum membrane; UDP-N-acetylglucosamine transferase complex. Lineage: Eukaryota; Fungi; Ascomycota; Sordariomycetes; Xylariales; Hypoxylaceae. Gene Ontology annotation, molecular function: hexosyltransferase activity. Bases 1 to 603 code for a protein of 200 amino acids.